Strongylus vulgaris is the source of this 753-nucleotide messenger RNA. Lineage: Eukaryota; Metazoa; Nematoda; Chromadorea; Rhabditida; Strongylidae. The record is from the annotation of a GenBank genome assembly.
AUGGAUAUACUUAAGAUCGAUAUAUUGAUCGCUACAUCUAAUCAAUAUGUCGAUCUAUUAUUGGAUUAAGAAUUUUAUUCUGAAGUGAUAAUAGUCGCUUUCCUAUACAAGACUUUUACGAUAAAAGCCCAAUUUCGCACUCAAAAAUCCGUCAUUUAUUGCGUUUUUGCUCAGAUUGCUUAUAAUUGUUGUGGAAUCAAUGGCUCUGCUGACUAUCAAGACUUAUCCAGUGUAAAAAUCUACGGAAUCAGCAACUCUUUGCCGCGGGAUAAGACUUUAAACGACUGUCCACAUGAAGACAUAGCAUGUCUCUAUCCGCUCUCUUGCUGUUUUUCUGUGGAAUGUACGGAAUAUCGACUAGCUGAGUUAGACAUAGAAGGAGAACGAUUUCAUGAGCGAUGGUACAAAAGUCGAGGAUGUGUACAUGCCCUUUUCUCUGCCAAUUAUGGUCUGCUGGAACCGCGUUAUUCUAUUAUUUUGAUUUUCCUAUCUCUUGGCAUGCAAAUCAUAGGACUAAUUUUUGCUCAGCUAACGCUAACUGGCUAUUUGACACUUGCUGAAAGUGGGCUUUCUGAUGCAGACGAGUCGAUAGCGUGGCUCUUGCCAUUUUCCUAUCCCGGACCUGAGGAUAUCGUUCAAAAAGACGAGAUGGACCAGAAGGAAGCUGAAAAAGUAGGACAGGAAGAAACAGAUAAAUCAACCCCUGCCGCUGUUACUCCAAAACCUGGCAAUCCGGAGAUCAAAGUGGGGUGA